AUGGGCAAACGUAAGAUCGCGACAGCUAUCUCGGCGUUUAUCCUUAUUUUUUCGCUGUUCGAAAUUUUCUACAAUGGUUUGACGUUAGGACUCGACUUUACCGGCGGCACCUUGAUUGAGCUGGGUUUUGAGCAGGAAGUUGACGCUGAUCAACUGCGUAACGAUCUGGCGGCUAAUGGUUUUGAGAACGGUACCGUGCAGUAUUUUGGCUCAAACCAGGAGAUUCUUAUUCGCAUGCCGCCCCAGGGCGGAAUUGAGCAGGCGACGCUGGGCGAUCGGAUUUUUGCCUCUGUUCAGGCUCAGCAUGACGGCGUCAGCUUACGUCAAAGCAACUUUGUUGGACCUGCAGUGGGUGAGGAGCUUGCUGAAGACGGUGGCCUGGCGCUACUGGCGGCGUUAAUCGUGGUGAUGCUCUACAUUCUGUUUCGUUUCACCAAACAGUUUGCGUUUGGUGCGGUAGCUGCAUUGGCCCACGACGUUUUUGCAGUAUUGGGUAUCUUUGCCAUUUUCCACCUGACCUUUGACCUGACCGUAUUGGCGGCGUUGCUUGCUGUGAUUGGUUAUUCUCUUAAUGACACCAUCGUUGUGAGUGACCGGAUACGUGAGAAUUUCCGCAAGAUACGCAAGCGCACGCCGAUAGAAGUAAUUAACGAGUCGUUGAACCAGACCCUUGGGCGCACGUUAGUAACCUCGUUGACAACUUUGUUUGUGUUGCUGGCGUUGUUGUUUGCUGGUGGUGAAGCGAUUCGCGGCUUUGCGCUGGCGCUGAGUAUUGGUGUUCUGGUGGGAACCUAUUCUUCGAUUUACGUGUCUGCGAAUAUCCUGCUGGCGUUGAAUAUCACCCGCGAGGAUCUGCUUGCUGGAGACCAUCGCGCGCAUGACUUUGGGAUUCGCGGCGACGAUAUCGCCGCUGCUCCAGUAGUCUUCGCCGCCAUCCAGAUCGCCGAUAAAGCCGCCGGCUUCACGGAUCAGCACAAUACCUGCGGCAAUGCUGACUGGCGCGCAGCAGGCGCGCUGGAUAUUCUGGAUGGAGCUACCGUCGUCGAUACGGUAGAAACAGCCAUCGCAGACUGCCACUGGGUUGUGGGUACGAGUACGCGACUACGCAAAAUUCCCUGGCCGGUGACCGAUGCUAAAGGCAUAGCCAGGCAGGUGGUUGAGCAGGCCAAUGAAGCGCAGAUCGCGAUUCUGUUUGGUCGUGAGGACAGCGGUUUGACGAAUGAAGAGCUGCGCCGUUGUCACUAUCAUCUGCAGAUACCCGCAGCGCCUGAAUAUUCCUCGCUGAACCUGGCUAUGGCUGUACAAGUGGUCUGUUAUGAGUUGUUUCAGGCCAGUCAGAGCGAGCCUGUCGUGACAGCCUGGGAUCGGCGCAUGGCCACCUCCGCGGAAUUGGACGCCAUGCUGGUGCACCUUGAAGAGACCCUGCUGGAUGGCGGUUUUCUGCUGGCGGAAAACCCAGGUCAGACCAUGACCCGGGUGCGUCGCAUGUUUUCCCGCAUGCAGUUGGAUGAAACCGAGGUGCAGAUUAUGCGCGGCCGCUACGCUGUAACCGCUAUGCUGGACAUAGCGCUGCAUUGCGAGCAAGGGCCUGUCAGCGUGCAGGAUAUUGCCGGCCGGCAGGAUAUUUCUUCUUCGUACCUUGAGCAGAUUGUCGGCCGCUUGAAACGCCUGGGUCUGUUAACCAGCCACCGUGGGCCCGGGGGCGGUUAUCAGCUGGGUGCUGCCCCUGAAGAGAUAAGUAUCUCCUCGGUUGUUUCAGCGGUAGGAGAAGGUGUGGAUGCCACCCGCUGCGGCGGUCGCGCUGAUUGCGCGACGGAGUCGGACAACCUGGCACUCAAAGGAGUGGCGUUCAAUGCCAGUCGAAAACAUAUUGUCACCAGUGCAGUAGAGCACAAAGCGGUGCUGGAUACCUGUGCAGACCUGCAUGCUCAGGGUUUUGAAGUGACGUAUCUGCAACCGGAUGCUCAUGGCCGGGUUGAAGUGGCACAGGUCGCUGAGGCGCUGCGUGAAGACACGCUGAUAGUGUCUAUCAUGCAUGUGAACAACGAGCUGGGCACUAUUUGUGAUAUCCAGGGCAUGGGUGCAUUGUGCCGCUCCCGUGGCGUUCUGUUUCACGUUGACGCUGCGCAGAGUUUUGGCAAGCUGGCCAUCGAUGUGCAGGCGAUGUGUAUCGAUAUGUUGUCGAUUUCCGCGCAUAAAUUGUAUGGUCCCAAAGGUAUCGGCGUGUUGUAUGUGCGACGUGAACCGCCGAUUAAGUUACAUCCGCUCAUUCAUGGCGGCGGUCACGAGAUGGGCAUGCGCUCAGGUACGUUGCCAACCCAUCAGAUUAUCGGGUUGGCCGAGGCCAGCCGUUUGAUGCAGGCAGACAUGGUGAAAGAGCAGGCGCGAUUAUCGAGCCUGCGCGAACGCCUGCUCACUCAUCUGAGACAGAUUCCGGACACUUUUAUCCACAGCCAUCCAGAGUUCAACCUCCCGUCCAUUGUGAACGUUGGAUUUGCUGGCAUAGAUGGCGAAACGCUGCUGCUGGCCCUGGACGAUCUGGCAUUGUCCACAGGUUCAGCGUGUAACUCUACGUCGGUGGAACCUUCUUUUGUGCUGUCCGCCAUUGGUGUGCCAAGAGACAUCGCGCAAGCCUCUUUACGCAUCAGCUUUGGACGUUUCAGCCAGGCUGAGGAUCUAGAUCACGCCGGCAGCCGCAUCAGCUCGGUAGUUGGACGAUUGCGCGGGCCUUAA
Molecule: messenger RNA, 2733 nt
Organism: Symbiodinium pilosum
Lineage: Eukaryota; Dinophyceae; Suessiales; Symbiodiniaceae
Source: the annotation of a GenBank genome assembly